Fusarium graminearum PH-1 is the source of this 2574-nucleotide messenger RNA. RefSeq lists its product as uncharacterized. Lineage: Eukaryota; Fungi; Ascomycota; Sordariomycetes; Hypocreales; Nectriaceae. The record is from RefSeq and is a predicted model, not a curated record. Gene Ontology annotation, molecular function: ATP hydrolysis activity; ATP-dependent DNA damage sensor activity; ATP binding. The transcript has 3 exons. Gene Ontology annotation, biological process: mismatch repair. The coding region runs from base 1 to 2574 and encodes 857 amino acids. Gene Ontology annotation, cellular component: mismatch repair complex.
AUGACCAUCAGGCAGCUUCCACAGGAUGUCGUCGACAAGAUUAAAUCAUCGGUCAACAUCACGUCCUUGAACGGAGUAGUCUGCGGCCUCAUCGCCAACUCUUUGGAUGCCGGUGCUUCCAAGGUCAACAUUUCCGUCGAUUACGCCAGGGGAAAUUGUACUGUUGAAGAUAAUGGGUCCGGAGUUACACCUGAAGAAUUUAAAGAUGGCGGGGGACUCGGGAAGCUCCACCACACAUCCAAGUGGCCUACAAGAUCAUCUCUUCAUGGGAAACACGGCGAUUUCUUAGCCUCUCUUGCUACAUUUUCUCUUCUAACCAUCACAUCUCAUCAUGAAAGGCACAUCUCUCAUAAUUCCAUCACAGUCCACAACUCUCGGGUUCUAGCUAGACAGCUGCCCACACCCCCUGAGUCACGACUUGUCAACUUUGACCAUGGAACCCGCACUACAAUCCGAGACCUAUUCGGUACUAUGCCAGUCCGAGUCAAGCAAAGAGCAGUUUUCAGUGAAAAGUUUGCUCUCGACAAGGAAUGGUCAAAGUUGACUCGAGCUGUCGUGGGCAUGCUUCUCGCAUGGCCGUCGAGUAUAACUGUAUCACUAAGACAUGCAGCCACCCAACGUGAACUUCGAUUCCGACCACCCGAGAAAUUAGACAUAACAUCGAGGACCUCUCGCAUCCUUACCCAAGCCGGUCUUGCAGACUCAAGCGAUGUAGAUGCUUGGGUGCCUAUCUCAGCAUCAUGCGGACCCAUUUCUGUCAAGGGAUGUAUUUGCACGAAUCCUGUUGCAACGCGGCGUUCUCAAUUUAUCAGCUUGGGAAUUAUCCCUAUUAUCAACGAGUUCGGCACUGACGUGCUUUACGAAGAGAUCAACAGGAUCUUUGGUAACUCUAGCUUUGGCGUUGUUGAUGGCGAAGAGGGCCAUCGUGGUGUUUCACUAAAGCUAGAUGAGUUUACGGGCAGGGAACUACGAAGUCGCAAAGGAAUUGAACGGUGGCCCAUGUUCUAUCUGAAAAUUACGGCCUCCUCCUUAGAAGGGAUCAACAAUCCGGACCAGCUAGGAAGCCAUGGCCAGACGUUGUCCGCGAUCCUUGACCUCUUGAAGGCGACAUGUUAUGGAUUCCUCAAGAAGCAUCAAUUCAGACCGCGGAAAGUUCAACUAAGGCCUGAAGAAUCUUUGUUUUCGACAGCGAGGACACUGGGUCGGUCUAAGAAGCCGAAACCAUCAAAUAGCUCCAGAGCUAGUUCCGUCGCCUCGACAUCCCGAUCUAAAUCAGUCUCAGCACGAGUGGAUAGCCCCUUUGAAGGAUGGCACCGGGUGAAAGUUGGAAGAGCUACACCACUCAGUUCUACUUCAAAAGAGACAGAUGUUUACACAAAGACGCGAGAGCGGCAUUCCCCUGGCCGCCUUGUUGGUGAGGGCGGAAAGUUGCUGCGCAAACCGUUUGACAUGUCUUCUCCUGAACCAGAAGACCAACCAAGUGAUUUGUCAACAGCAAUCAGCACCUUUGGCUCUGAUAUCCGCACUGUCGAUUCUGAAACAAGUGACAGUAACACAAGCAGCGGCACUGCCGGUCGAGUUGCACAGAGGCGAGACAAACAGCCCAGUAAAUGGCUUCAGGGUGUAAUCAGCUCUUGGGAAAAUCCCGUUUUUCAAUCUGUGCAAACAUUAAUACCCUGCAUCGAUGGUUCGACGUCAGAUCAACCCCAUAUGUGCGGCAGGAAUAACCAUAGCGGCAGUCAUUUAGGGAUUGGCGCCGAAUCUAUGGACCUCAAGGGAAAGAUUUCUCGUCAUGCCCUCAGUUCUGCUACUGUGAUAGCACAAGUUGACCGCAAAUUCAUUUUGGUCAAGCUAUCGUUGGAAAGUGUAAAAUCCGAAAAUUCCAUACUCGAAAGGCAGAGCUCAGCACUGGUUAUGCUCGAUCAGCAUGCGGUUGAUGAACGGUGUCAAUUGGAGGAACUCAUGUUGGAGUAUUUCACCACUGACCCUUUGACCAACCAAGUAUUGCCCCAGAUAGAACCUCUAGAUCGGCCCAUUAUCUUUGAGGUUCCGCAAGAGGAGUGGUCUCUGUUAGAACAGCACCGUGAGUACUUUGCCGCUUGGGGCAUCACAUAUCAGACGCCUCCAUCCGCGCAUCGCCACAGAGUCGUGGUCAAUGGUCUUCCACCAAGCAUUAUCGAACGCUGUCGUCUAGAACCUCGACUGCUCAUUGAGCUUCUGCGCACAGAAGCCUGGCGUAGUGUUGAUAGCAGCAUUCCACUAGUGCGACCAGCAACUGCUGCUCCCGAUAAGCCCCUCAUAUCACGUUUUAACGGGUGUCCAAGAGGUAUCUUGGAGUUGUUACACUCCAGAGCCUGCAGAAGUGCCAUUAUGUUUAACGAUAUUCUCACGACCCAACAGUGCGAGGAACUCAUCGCUCGCCUCUCACGUUGCGCAUUCCCGUUCCAAUGUGCGCAUGGUCGGCCCAGCAUGGCACCGUUGGUUGAUCUUGGAAAUGAGGGGAAGUUUGGUGGAUGGAAAGAGACGGAAAAACAGAAGAAAGUGUCGUGGAAGAGCUGGUUAGAGUCAUCGUGA